AUGCCCGCCUCUGCUUUCACCGGUGGCGCCCAUUCUCCCACUGCUUCGACCUCGUUCUCCUCUUCUCCUUCUCGGUCUCUGUCCACGGCUGUAGAUGCUGUGGCAUCGUCGACUCUGUCGCGCCCAUCAUCCGUCGGCAUGCGAUCUCGCACGGGAUGCUUGACCUGUCGCGCGAGAAAGCUCAAAUGCGAUGAACAAUACCAGCGAGUGGGCGACAACGGAAAACUACAAUGUGCGCAUUGUCGCAAAGCCUCAAGGGAAUGCCAGCCCAGUGAAGGGAUCGUAUUUCGCCAUCAGCAGAAUGCUUCCAUGAACAAAGAAGGCCAUAGCUCCGGCGCUAUGAACAGUGGUGGUUUGAAGGGUUUCUAUUCUUAUAAGAAUACCUUUAACGAGGACAGUGUCUGGUUGGAUAUUCCUAAAGAUGUAAUCUUUGUGGACAAUUUCGACCCCGAUCUCGAGGAACUAGAAGCAUCCUUGUUGACAGAGGCAGCCGACUCCAGCUUUCUCGGCGAGAAAAAUUGGAGCCACGAGUAUUCAUUGACACCGAUGGACGAAAAUACCCAUGGCCUAGCUGCCCUAUCAACCGCUGCAACGCAGAAUCACUAUACCUACCAUGAAACAUCCACAUCCUUGACCGGGAAUAAUAGCUCCUCUUUACCGACUCUCUCUGGCGCACCACCACCGAGUCACACCAUAUCCUCCCCGGCCAGGUCACGCAGUACAAUGCCACCGCCGGCUUCUCCGUCGGCAUCGAUUACAUCCUCUAACAAUAAUAUUAAUUUUCUACUCAACCCUCCAAGUUCAAUGUCCCCCUCUAGUGAACCGAGAUUGCCUACGCCACUGGGAGGCAAAGAUUCACCAUAUACCCCCAAGACGCCAACGUCUCGCAAUACAGCAGUUAGUUUAAAACCAGAAAGAAGGGUUGAAACAAGUCAUGAAAUUGCGUUUCUCCUUCGACACUUUGCCGAGGGGCCAGGAUACUGGAUGGAUCUGUUUGACCUUGAGAUCUAUUUUUCCUCUUUGGUCCCCGCCAAAGCAAUCUCGAAUCCACUGUUAAAGUACGCAGCCUGCGCCUACGCAGCUAAACAGUUGAGCCGGGUUCAAGGAUCCAAAGCCGUUAUGGGCGGAAGAUGCUCGAAACAAGCAUCAAUGGAGCUAUGGCCCGAUGCCGAGCAGGUUGACUGGGAGUUCCACGGCGCAAAAUAUUAUGACAAGGCCAUCCAGCUCCUGAUGAAAGAACUACAACACGAUGGCGAAGGGCCGGCCCCGCUAAGUACGCUGGAGGCUUUUGGCCAGUGGGAAGCAUUGGAACUUACCGAAGGCGGAGAACCGGCCCGCAAACGACGCCGACGUCUUUCAAAUAGUCGUUUCUCAACCAGUCAUUCGGACGAGGUCCUGGCAGCAACAGCUAUUCUCUCGGUCUACGAGUUUCUUGACGCCACGGGGCUUGCCUGGAAUCGGCACCUGAGCGGCGUCAAGUCGCUUUUGGACAUCGCUGAAGUUGGCAUUAUGCCAUUGGAGCAGGAGACAUCCCCGGAGGGCAGUGUAUUGCCGCGAAAAGGGCCAGAGCGGAGUCUAAGGACAGCCACAUUUUGGAACUUUGCUCGACAGGAUUAUCUGUCUGCCUUUAUUAGUGAAUGCCAAACACGUCUGAACCCGGAGGACCUCUUGGUAUGGACUGAAGCUGGGCUCCAGCUCGAUGGCCACGGCUUUGCCCGUGCGAGCAACACCGAGGGAGAAAAUAUAAUGAAAGAAGACAUGAUUUCCAACACGCUCAUCUGGCUUUUGUCCAAGAUUGUCAAUUUCAUCGGCGCCGGUGACCAGAUCCAUCUCACGCCGACAGGCAACCCAGUCGAGCAAGGGCCCCUUGGCGUAUCACAGAACACGCUGCUUGAGCGGUGGUAUCGACUGCACCGCGAAUUAGAUGCGUGGUAUACCGGACUGCCCGAGACAUUCCAACCAUGCGCCAGGAUCGAGCCGCUCCGCAAUAUACACCACCCGGGGAGCGAUGUAGACGACAUUCCCUUUGUUGAGGUGUGGUACAGCAUGCCCAUGUGCGCGUCCACAAUGCAGCACUAUCACAUGGCGCGGGUCUUGUUGCUUAUCAACAAACCACACGAGUCGACUGCGCGCCGAACGACGGUCACAAAUAGACUACAGUCGUAUCGGUCUAUCGAGAGCGAAGUUCGUUACCAUAGCCAUGAAAUCUGCAACAUUUCCAUGUCACGAAUGGACUCAUCGGCGAGAAUCCACUCGCUACAGCCCCUGUUUGUCAGCGGGCAAUGCCUUACAGAACCGAGGGAACGGCGGACAAUCAUCGGACUUCUCAGGGGCAUCGAGGCGGAUACCGGCUGGGCGACGGAGUAUCGAGUGAAGCAACUCUUGAGAGAGUGGGGAUGGGAGGAAGUAAAUAUUAUUUUAUAA
Molecule: messenger RNA, 2424 nt
Organism: Talaromyces rugulosus
Lineage: Eukaryota; Fungi; Ascomycota; Eurotiomycetes; Eurotiales; Trichocomaceae
Exons: 5
Coding region: 1-2424 (807 amino acids)
Biological process (GO): positive regulation of transcription by RNA polymerase II
Cellular component (GO): nucleus
Molecular function (GO): transcription cis-regulatory region binding; zinc ion binding; DNA-binding transcription factor activity, RNA polymerase II-specific
Source: RefSeq, a predicted model, not a curated record